UACUAAUAAAUGAUGAUGUGGCAGCAUAAUGAGACCUACUAGUUUGCAAAAAUCCCAAUUUACUUCAAAAUAUUUCAUUAAAUGAAGUACAUAUUUUUCUAAUUCAAUGUAAGUUGAUUUCAUGACAUUGUCACAUCUUUAUUUUAUUAAGAAUUUUAAUGAAACAUUGUUGUUUUAAUCUAUAAUUGAUAAAAUUAAAAAAAAAAACUAUUUAAAAUAUUUGUUUUGUAAACUAAGCCUUGUUUAAUGUGUUUGCAGUUUAAUGAUGCUCUUAAUCAUCCUGAUACUAGGGAAAUCUGCAUUAGCACAUUGGUUGAUCCAAGGCUUGGAGAUAACUAUCCAUUUGAUGUAGUUCUCGAGAUGGCUCGACUUGCCCGGGCAUGCACACGUGACGAUCCGGAAUCACGUCCGAGUAUGACAUCUGUUUUGUACUCCUUAAUGACUCUUUCAUCCCUAACAGAGGAUUGGCAAAAGAAAUUUUAGAAUUUAUCUG
Messenger RNA from Hevea brasiliensis (rubber tree), 493 nucleotides. Its product is annotated as chitin elicitor receptor kinase 1-like. Gene Ontology annotation, biological process: innate immune response. Bases 247 to 483 code for a protein of 78 amino acids. NCBI's taxonomy places the organism in Eukaryota, Viridiplantae, Streptophyta, Magnoliopsida, Malpighiales, Euphorbiaceae. The transcript is spliced from 2 exons. Gene Ontology annotation, molecular function: transmembrane receptor protein kinase activity. The record is from RefSeq and is a predicted model, not a curated record.